Toxoplasma gondii ME49 is the source of this 2550-nucleotide messenger RNA. Its product is annotated as glutamate-tRNA ligase. Gene Ontology annotation, molecular function: ATP binding; glutamate-tRNA ligase activity. Gene Ontology annotation, biological process: translation; glutamyl-tRNA aminoacylation. Lineage: Eukaryota; Apicomplexa; Conoidasida; Eucoccidiorida; Sarcocystidae. Bases 1 to 2550 code for a protein of 849 amino acids. The transcript is spliced from 16 exons. Gene Ontology annotation, cellular component: cytoplasm; methionyl glutamyl tRNA synthetase complex; cytosol. The record is from RefSeq and is a predicted model, not a curated record.
AUGCACAGUCGGGGAACCCCGGGACAAAAAAGACGCGGGCGCCGACACCGAGGCGUCGCCAACGCAGAAAACCGGCUUUAUGCUGCCGUGUCUCGCCACAACUUUUCUCUGAACUCUCUGUUGACGUUCGAGUUGGGGGUUUCUGUCUGGCCAGAGCAGGAGCUCCUCAGAAAUCCGCUUCUUGUCGCGUCGCCUACGAGCACACUUCGCCCCGCAAGGAAACGGAGAGUCGAGUCUCUCACUAGGUGUCGAGACACUGCAGUAACUUUCGACGGCGCGCGCGCAUUUUCUUUCUUCGUUUUCUUUCUUCGUUUUCUCGCAUGUCUUGAGGAGCCACGAUGUUGCGCCGUGCAGAAGACGGAAAGCGGUUCAGAGGAGGUUUUCACCGACAUUGCUGCAGCGAAGCUCCUUUGCACUCUCAGCUCGAAAACGCGCCUGCUGUACCCUGCGGCUGCGCCUGCACCUUCGUUUGCGGACGCGAGCGAAACUGCAUGCAUCGACACGAUGCUGUCUCUGGCGACCAGUCUGCAAGUUUCUUCUCUCUCUCCCAAGCAACUGGGAAGUCUCAGCUCCCAUCUGCAGCUGAGAACUUUCCUCUGUGGCUUCCACCUCUCUCUCGCCGACCUUGCAGUCUACACUCAGCUACGGAGACAUGCCAAUAACGAGCAGCAGGCCGGUGCCCCUCCUCAGGGAUGGAAGGACAAGUUCGUCCACGUUUCUCGGUGGUACGCGUUCAUCCACGGGCAGCCGCAGAUUUCCAACGUCGUCGCGGUGGCGUUGCGGAAGGCAGGCGCGAAUGCCAAAGGCGCAGAAGCCUCCAAAAACGAAGGAAAAAAGAGAGAAGGUCGCGCGAACUCUUCGGGCGCCUCGUCGCCGCCUUCUGCAGACAAACGAGCAGCUGCUGCUCAAGCUUCCUACGAAGGAAAGUUGGAAGGCGCUGUGCAAGGAAAAGUGGUGACGCGUUUCCCUCCGGAACCUUCUGGAUAUCUCCACAUCGGUCAUGCAAAAGCAGCGUUGCUAAACAGUUACUUUGCCCAGAAAUACAACGGAAAAAUGCUCUUCAGAUUUGACGACACAAAUCCUGCGAAGGAAAACUAUGAAUUUGAGUCGAGCAUUGCAGAAGACUUGCGCCUGCUGAACGUCGAGUGGGCGGCGAUUUCUCACACAUCCGACUACUUCGAGCAGAUGCAGAGUCUCUGCGAACGCCUUAUCAAAGAAGGAAAGUUCUACGUGGAUGAUACUCCGACAGAGCUCAUGCGCGAGCAGCGGGCGGAGGGGAUUGAGUCUUGUCGAAGGAACGUCCCAGUGGAGGAAAGUCUGCAAAGAUGGCGCGAAAUGUUGAAGGGCUCCGCGGAGGGUCAGAAAUGCUGCGUACGCGCAAAGAUCGACAUGCAGUCAAAAAAUAAGUGCAUGCGCGACCCGGUGAUGUACCGCUGCGUCGCGGACUGUCUCCACCACCGCCACGGCGACAAGUUCAAGGCGUAUCCGACGUACGACUUCGCCUGUCCUGUUGUCGACUCCAUUGAGGGCGUCACCCAUGCACUCCGCACAAACGAAUACGCGGACCGAAUCCCCCAGUACCAGUGGGUGCAGCAGGCCGCUGGCCUCCCGCCAGUCCACAUCUACGAAUUUAGUCGCCUCUGCUUCGUCAAAACGCUCCUUUCCAAGAGGAAGUUGAAACAGUUCGUCGACUCGGGACUCGUGGAAGGCUGGGAUGACCCGCGCAUGCCUACCGUCCGAGGCAUUCGCCGCCGCGGUCUGCAAGUCGAGGCGCUCUUGGAGUUCAUCUUGGAGCAAGGUCCGAGCAAGGCUGGAAAUCUGAUGGAGUGGGACAAACUCUGGACGAAAAACAAGCAAAUCAUCGAUCCAAUUGUCCCCAGAUUCAUGGCUGUUGGAAAGGACGCAGUGCCCGUCUGUAUCAAAGGCGCUCCAGAGACGGUGGAGAGCAAGAAGCGACGAAUGCAUGCAAAGAACGAAAGCCUCGGGGAGGCCGAUCUUCUCCUCUUCAACAAAGUCUUCAUCGACCGCGACGACGCUGCCUUGUGUGAAGACGGAGAGGAGGUCACUCUCAUGCACUGGGGCAACUGCAUUUUUGACAAGGUGGUAAAGACGGCGUCUGGAGAAAUCUCUGAAAUUCAGGCGACUCUUCACCUCGAAGGAGACUUCCGAAAAACCAAGAAGAAACUCCACUGGCUGGCGAACCUCGGCGGGGUCGCCUCCGCGCCUGCCCAGAACACAGAAUUGGUGCUGCGAGAGUACGAUCACUUGAUUACGGUGGACAAGAUCGACCAGGAAGAAGAGAACUGGGAGAAAUUCAUCAAUCGCGAGACUCGCUUCGACACCCCCGCCGUCGGUGACCCGCUCCUCAAGCAACUCAAGGAAGGCGACUUGCUGCAACUGGAGAGGCGCGGAUACUUCCGUGUAGACAAAACCGGCGAUCAACUCGUCCUCAUCAAAAUUCCAGACGGUCGGUCGAAGGCCAUGUCUGCUGUCGGCACUAAGGUGGAUGCGGCGAAGCUCUCUGGCGCGAAGAUCACCGGGAAAAAGUAA